AUGGAGGAGCAGGAGAGCAAUGGUGGCCAUAACCCUGUUGGAAAGACCUUUACUUCCAACAAGGUUUUGAUUCAGUACAAGACUCUUGUCUCCGACAAGGACCCCACCAAGCCACUUGUCGAGCACACCACCGUGGGGCUUCUCCGGCCGCCGCCUCCGGCUGACAAUGCGGAGGAGGAGGAGAACGACGUCGUUGAUGCUUUUCACCUUGAAGGUUGGUGGACUGGGUUGGUGAUGAGUGUUGUGGGGGAGAAGUAUGGUGUGGGGACGUUUAAGAAACCGCCGGAUUAUUUGGAGCUAGAGCGCAGUAAGUUGAGGUCACAUUGGGAUUGGGACCAUGGGGUUUGGACCAGAGCCCCAAGACAGGUGUUGAGGGGAUCAAAUUACAAGCCAUGGACACCAGUUGAAGUGAAUCUGGAAAAAGAUCAUCUAUGGUCUUCAUGGUUACCUGCAUUUUUUAUUGGUCAAGUAGGGGGUGACUCUUUUUUGGUGCAAUACAAAUAUAAGACCCUAGAAAAUGAUGAUAAAAAUGGUCUUGUUAAAGAAGUUGUAACUGAUCACCAGAUUCGACCUCGCCCUCCACAGCAAGAGGAAAAAGAUUUUCACUUGUCGCAAAUGGUGGAUGCGUUCUGUGAUAUGGGUUGGUGGGUAGGGGACAUUACAGAAGUUCUUACGCACAAGAGGUACAUUGUCACUUUCAGAUUCACAAAGGAGGAGAAGGAGUUUUGUCAUUCAGAGUUAAGGUGCCACUUGGAAUGGAUUGGUAAACAAUGGGUGACUAGCGGUUCGGUAUGUAUGCUUUCCUUUUGUUUAUACAGGGAUCAUGGCUGGAUGUGUUCAAAAUUCCCUUCAGAGGUUUCAUUUUGCUACUAUAUUUUCAUACAGGAAUUUCAAUCUACUAAUGAUCGUGGAAUACAACCAAGACAUGCAAGGGAAAUUUCCAGUAAUUCUGUAGGCAAAACACCUUGUCAUACCAAGUUUAGGAUGAAGCAAUUGAGUCCUUGCAUGGAUAAGUUACCUUGUGAAAGAACCAAAGACAAACUGAAAAUAUCUCAGCAUCCUAGUGAUGAUUCAACAUUUUUAAGUCCCACUCCCUGCAAGAAAUUAAAAGGGGAAGAUUCAGAAGACACCUUGUCUCUUGCACAAUCCUAUCAAUGGAAAACCCCAGCUAAAACAUCCAAGAGGAAAGGCCUAUUUACUGAUGAAGAGACGAAUGAGCAACAGCAGUUCGAACAACUGGAUAGUCUAGCAAUCAAUUUUGUAAAAAGGGGGAGACAACCAAACUCACAAUUUGUAAAACGUGGAAGGAAGGGUAUACCCCGAAAAUUGCAUGUCAGCAAUGGCAGUAAAAGUGUAAGAGGUGACCAAGAAUACAUUGAAGAUGAAAAUGUAAUGACCAAGAUUGAAUCUUUUGGUAACCCGUCAGAGCCUGAAGCAAUUGGGGGCUUGCAUGCUGGAAAUUCAUGUUUGCUUCCUGUGAAGGAGAUUAAACAUGGUAAUGAAGAUAAAGUGAGCAGUGGAAUAAAAGGGAAGAAAAAACAGGCUGAGUUACUUGUUCAACACCCAAAAGAUCCAGCAGCAGGUUGUAUGAAUGAUAUACUUGAAAAGCCUGCAAAUCCAAGGGGGAACCAAAACCUGGCAACUUACCAAAGAAAGAAAAGGUUCAAACUGACAGGUAACCCUGCUGGGACUGUCAACCAACAAGAAAAAAGUCCAAAUCUGCCUUUUGUGAAGAAUUCUCCACUAUGGGAACAUCUUGAAUCCAUGGAAGUAUUCAAAAACUUUCCGCAGAAGCCGCAAUUUCAUUUUGCGGUGAACUUGAAUCCUGUAUUUCGUGAAGGAGCAGCCAUCGGCAGUAUGUUAGCCUUUGCUUCUUUGGUUGAGAAGAUUUCCAAUUUACGAGUUGAUGAUCCUAGAGAAUUAAUCGAAAGCUAUUUGAAAGGACUAGUUGAAAUGGAAUUGAUGGGAUUUGAUGUCAAAGCACUAAGGCAUCGUCUGACUGAAUUGCUAGACAUUAAAAUAAAGUUGGGACAGCUUCAGAAACAAUCAAAGGAAGUUAAACUUAGGAUCACAGGGAGUACUCAUGACACAACCACCUAUGAUGAAACAAUCACUGGGAUUGACAAGAAGAUUAAGGACUUACAAGAAAAACGGAUGAUGGCAGUGUCAAUGAAAGAGGUCAAAGUUUCUGAAAUUAGCAGGUUGCAAGCAGAAGCAACAGCUAUCAAUGAAGACAUCCAGAGUAUCAGGUGUGAUUUUGGAAACCUAGUGGCUGCUGAAUGGUGAUUGAUUCCUAGUGUUCCCUUUAGAUGAUCACUCAGUUUGCUAACCCUUAUUUUGUUUGGACAAGAUUGUCCAUGGAAAUAUUAUACCCAUUUGACUUGUUCAGUGAUGGAAUUUGGUACCAAUCCGUGUGGUAACAGCUAUGAUCCCCUGAAUGCUGGUAUUAGGAGUCUAUGCCACCAUAUUAUU
Messenger RNA from Rosa rugosa (rugosa rose), 2472 nucleotides. Its product is annotated as DUF724 domain-containing protein 7-like. The transcript is spliced from 10 exons. NCBI's taxonomy places the organism in Eukaryota, Viridiplantae, Streptophyta, Magnoliopsida, Rosales, Rosaceae. The coding region runs from base 1 to 2286 and encodes 761 amino acids. The record is from RefSeq and is a predicted model, not a curated record.